AUGGUAGAUACAGUGGUAGCAGUUAUGGAAACUGUUAAAUCACCAAUAUCAUUAUCAUCAACAAUGGAAACUAUGCAACAACAACGACAACAAGAGCAACAACAAAAGGAUAGUAGUGUUAAAUCACUUGAUUUACAAUGUGAUGAAGAAUUUGAUGAAAUAUUGGCUGAGAGGCCUAGUACUAGCUAUAAUCAUUUACAUCAUCAUCAUCAUCAACAACAACAACAACAACAGCAGCAGCACAAUUCAACUAAUAAUCAUAUAUCGAUAAGCAAUGGUGAAACAAUUGACAAUUGCGCUAUUGUUGAUUCACCUUUAUUUAACAAAAUGAAACGCCAAUGGCGAAAUUAUGGUUGGUAUAAAUCAUGUGAAGAAAUGGAUGAAGUACGUCGACGUGAGAAAGUAUCAAAACGUAAAAGUGUUACAUCAGUUCAUGGCACAAAAGUUUUUUAUCGUUGUAACAAUUGGAGACGUACGAGAUGUAAUUUUCGAAUGUAUGCGAUUAUUUUUACAUCUGAUAAAAUGUGCUUAUUUGCAAGUGGUGAACACGAUCAUACUGCUAAAGAUCCAUAUUAUGUUACGGAUGUUAUUCCACAAGCGGAAAAAAAUUUUGAAAUAACACCUCAAUCUACUACACAGCAAGAUAUCCUUACACAGUUUGUCCUAAAUGCUACAGCGAAUUUACCGUUUGGUGCCAAUUCGGAAUCAACUUCACAGCAGUUAUUGUCUUAUCAACCUCCGACAUAUCAAUUAGCGGAUGAGCAAAGAAUAACAGGAAUGCUUCAGUUAGCAAUGGAAAUUGAUCAUAAAUUCACCUUCAUUCAACGGAAUAAUGAAUUCUGUUUCGAGCCAAACAAUCCUGCACUGAAAGGAAGAAGUGUUGUAUUAUUGGAUGGUGGAACAGUGGUACUUGUAAUUGAAAGAUUUAAUGGAAUGGAAUUGAGUCGCGAAAUAUGGCAAAAAGCAUAUUGGAAUCAGUUUCUUUGGGCUGUUCGAGGAAAAUGUAUGCGCGUAUUAUAUCAGAAUUUUAAGGAACCAGCUUGUUUAUAA
Messenger RNA from Brugia pahangi, 1050 nucleotides. NCBI's taxonomy places the organism in Eukaryota, Metazoa, Nematoda, Chromadorea, Rhabditida, Onchocercidae. The record is from the annotation of a GenBank genome assembly.